AUGGAAGCCAACGGCGAAGUCACCGAGCCGCCUGUAAGGCUCAACGGCGACGGGGGCGACAAUGAGCGGAAACGACUUCCCGAACGCCCAGACGAGGAACCUGCUACUAAGAGGGCAAAGGCCGAGAAUGGCAGCGUCGUCGCAAGGAAGGAUGAUGACCCGUCUGAGACCGACAUCAAGCCUCUGCCAAAGGGAACGGCCCCCGUGAAACAAGAGUACCUGAUCAAAGUGCCAAGUCGGGUACUCGAGGCGGGAGAUAGAGUCCAGGCCAAGGCAGGUGGUGUUGACGAUGAUGCUGCCGAGGACAAAGGCAUUGAUGCCAGAGACCAAGGCGGCGGCAGAGGCAAGAACAAGAAGCAACGCGGUGUCAACACCGAGAGGGAAUUCGGCUUCUCGAAAGACACCCUUGAACUGUGCCAGACGCGCGCUCAUAGCAACGAGUUCUCCCCAAAGGAGUGCAAGCACGGCGCACGUUGCAACCGGCUGCACGACCUCCGCAAGUAUCUCGCAGACGGAAGGCGUGCGGAUCUCCAAGUCCUUGGCGGAAAGUGCCCCGUCUGGGAGAGGACUGGCGAAUGCCACAUGGGCUGGAAAUGCCUCUUCGUUCAGUCACACAUGACCGAGACUACCCACGACGACGGCAGGAACGAGCUGUGCCUUGUGAAAGACCCGAGUCGAUUCCCGUCUGAGAACCCGGCAGAUGACGAUGGAUUUGCCGACGGCUUUGCGGGCAUCGUGAACAACGUACCGGGAGCCAAGAAAAUCGAGCUUUCUAGGAAGAAGAAGGACUUCUCCAAAUCCGACCAGUGCAUCCGGUGGCAAGAUGAAGACAUCAAACUGGCUCGGAGUGUCUUCAACUCAAAACGCGGAGACGGGACCCCCAAAACGCAGAGCGAAAAGACACAGGAGUACCGGGCCGCCUUCGUGGAUCCGCCCUUCAAGCCAUCUGAGAAGAGAAGGGUCUACUUCGGCCGCGAAACACCAGUUUUGGCCCCGCUCACCACCCAGGGAAACCUGCCAUUCCGCCGCCUUUGCGUCGAGCUCGGGGCGGGAGCAACAUACUCAGAAAUGGCUGUCGGUAUGCAUGUCCUGCAGGGCCAACGUUCCGAAUGGGCGCUCCUCAAGGCCCACGAGAGCGAGACUACACCACCUCGCUUUGAGAACCCCAGUGCUGCACCUCUUGGGUACGACAACACUCGUGACCUCAAGUUUGGCGCCCAGAUCGCCGCCAAUGCGCCCUGGAUUGCUAUCAAGACCACUCAGGCCCUGUCCGAGUACCUUCCUCACCUUCGCCUGGUAGACCUGAACUGCGGUUGUCCAAUUGACAAGGUCUACAAAGAAGGUGCGGGCUCUGCACUACUCGACAUGCCUUCAAAGCUGGAGCGCAUGGUACGCGGCAUGAACGCUGUGUCGGGAGAGGUGCCCAUCACAACGAAACUGCGGCUUGGUGUCAAGAGCGACAAGCCCACCGCUAAGAAGACUAUCGAACGGUUGGGGUUUGGAGGAACUGAGACCAGCGAUGUGCUCGGAGCCCCGGGGUGCGCCGCCAUCACGCUGCACGGCCGCUCCCGUCAGCAGCGGUAUCGUUCAGCCGCCGAUUGGAGCUACAUAGCCGAGUGCGGUGCAAUGAUCCAGUCCUACCGUGACAAGAAGGACGAGCUGACCGAUACGGUGCGCGAGCCGGACCCAAGUACAUUGCCCAAUGGUGGACGAAUGUAUUUCCUCGGAAACGGGGACUGCUACUCACACGUCGAUUACUUCAGCGAUAUUCAAGAUGCACGCGUCGACACCGUGAUGAUAGCUCGUGGUGCCCUUAUCAAGCCGUGGGUUUUCGAAGAGAUUGAAAAGGGCCAGUACCUUGACAAGUCGUCGACCGAGCGUCUUGGCUACGUCGAAAAGUUUGCCCGUUAUGGCCUUGAGGCGUGGGGCUCCGACGAGCUUGGUGUGAGCACUACGAGAAAGUUUCUUUUGGAGUACCUAAGUUUCACCCACCGGUAUAUACCCGUCGGAAUUUUGGAGCAUCUACCUCCCAAGAUCAAUGAUCGCCCGCCUGCCUACCGGGGACGUGAUGACCUGGAGACGUUGCUUGCGAGUGACAACUACAAGGACUGGGUGAAGAUCAGGCUCAAGACCGUCCAGUCUAAGGUGAAGGCCAAGGCCGUCGCGAGCUACAAUGCGAUGUAA
This is a messenger RNA of Diaporthe citri, 2184 nucleotides long. RefSeq lists its product as uncharacterized. The record is from RefSeq and is a predicted model, not a curated record. Gene Ontology annotation, molecular function: flavin adenine dinucleotide binding; tRNA dihydrouridine synthase activity; RNA binding. Gene Ontology annotation, biological process: tRNA processing. The transcript is spliced from 3 exons. The coding region runs from base 1 to 2184 and encodes 727 amino acids. NCBI's taxonomy places the organism in Eukaryota, Fungi, Ascomycota, Sordariomycetes, Diaporthales, Diaporthaceae.